Kwoniella botswanensis is the source of this 1605-nucleotide messenger RNA. RefSeq lists its product as uncharacterized. The transcript is spliced from 7 exons. NCBI's taxonomy places the organism in Eukaryota, Fungi, Basidiomycota, Tremellomycetes, Tremellales, Cryptococcaceae. Gene Ontology annotation, molecular function: protein binding. The record is from RefSeq and is a predicted model, not a curated record. The coding region runs from base 1 to 1605 and encodes 534 amino acids.
AUGUUAGAACCAUUCAUUCUGGUGCUUCUCGGAUUAUUGGGUUUAUCGGCCGGAAGUAAUGCUCAGCAACUACAAGGGGAUUGCUUGAGAUUGCUGGGAAGUGUGGUAUGUCCAGCAUACCAAUACGCCUACAUAAACCCAUCCAAUCUAUCUCUAGCUUUCCCAUUCUUUGCCUCUGUCGACUCAGUUGCUUCUUUUGAUUCAGCAGCUCUGGCAUACUUCUCGAACCCAUUUCAAUACACCAACACAAAAUUUGGCAACGAACAACUAGGUUGUUCCAAUGCGACCGAUGCGGUAAUCAGAUGGGAGAGAACGGUAUUGUGCUCACAGUGGGUGAACGAGAGAUGGAGUCUAGGUUGUACGGAGCUGUAUAACUCAUCCACUGCAGCUACCUCAAUGAAGAUGGUCUGCCAGUCGACUUGUCUCCAAUUCUCAGCAUCGGAGCAUUCCAUCGUCAACUCAACUACCUAUUGUCCCGGAACUGAUCUCACAUCCGGAUCGAGAGAUGCGACCUUGAUGAAGGACUAUGUGGAUUGCACCAAUUGGACGACUUACGCCACCAAUAAUACUGACACUUGUAUUCGAGGAGAGGAUAACGAAUCCAAUUGUGGUUUUGGAACUUCGACCAGCCAGUUGUGUGAUUUCUGUAAAGGAGACACUCCCGAUGAUUGCUGUUACUCGGGCUCAACCGACAUGUCUGUCUGUGGCUUCACCUUACCCGUUAGGGUCGACGGUACAUCAACAGUCACGCCCAGCUACUCUAUCACUGGUCAGACGAAUAGCAUAACUUCAACCAAUACUGCAGUCAACACUGGUGCGCCAACUGGUACGACAGCCAAUGAUACAGCUGGGACCACGAGUAAACUCACUGGAGGUAGAUUGGCUGGAGUCAUCGUUGGUUCUGUCCUAGGUGGUCUGUUACUCCUCAUAUUCCUUCUUUUCCUGCUGUUAUGCCUUCGCAGGAAGCGAAAUGCAAAGGCAAAUCAGCGAGAUUCGAUCUCAUCAUUUGCAGCAUCACAAGCCAGACCAAAUUCAAACGCAAAUAACGGAGGCGUCUUUGGAUUCUUCGCUUCGGACAGAAACGGUCAUCCUCAAAACACCUCUGAGAAAGGAUUGUUAUCGAGGCGCAGUGACAGCGGGAACGGAAGCGCUCCUCUCACGGAUGGAGACACUGUCUAUUCACCUAGCACUCAUGUGAAAUCGACUGAGGGACUGACAACCGCCGCUGCUGUUGGAGCAGCAGUGGUGGCAGGUGGAGACGCAGCUGCCAGUGGACCUGGUAAUCGUAAUAGUACAGGGACGAUAUUACCUAGAGUGAAGGACGAGAAUCAGAUGGGUGAAAUUUGGAUAGAGCCUGGUAUGGAAGUGUGUGUGCUGUGGCCAUAUGCCGCAACUCUACCCGACGAGCUCGAACUCAAACCUGGAAUGAAACUACGAGUAGUCCGGCUCUUCGACGAUGCAUGGGGAACAGCAGAAGUGAUCGCUGGCGCUAAUGACGGUGGAAGCCCACUAGGGAAACAAGGUGCCUUCCCUAUAGUUUGUGUAUCCGAAGGUAGCUCGCUAGGUAGCAAUAGCUCCAAUAGCUCAUCUUCAAAUUCACAUUGA